AUGGCCUCAACUUUGUCAACGCUAGGCCACGUUGUCUCCAUUUCACCACCUCAACUCGUCAACACUGUACCACGUCGAUUCUACCACGUUGUACUUCACCACGUUGUCUCAGCGUCAAGGAUUGCGAUGUCGACCCCUGCGACGUCACUUCUUCGGCUUCGAUCGACUUCGGCUUGUGCUAGCCUCGUCGACUUUUCCUGCUGUAACGCGUUGCCACCUUGGUCUCACCUCGUCGCUAUCCACCUCGACCACACUUUGACAAAGCUCUACACCUUGAUUUCAAAUCCACAUCUCUUUAUUGUAACCAAAGCCAAGGAGUCCAGCCUCGCCUCGAUUAUGCAGUUUCACCUCAGCUUCACACCUCACCUCGGUUGCGUGGUAGCCUCACCUCGGUUGCGUGGUAGCCUCACCUCGGUUGCACGGCAGCCUCACCUCGGUUGCGCGGCAGCAUCACCUCGGUUGCACGGCAGCCUCACCUCGGUUGCGCGGCAGCCUCACCUAGGUUGUGCGGCAGCCUCACCUCAUUUGCGCGGCAGCCUCACCACGGUUGCGCGCCAGCCUCACCUCGUUGCCGCCGUACCGCGUCGAAUCUAG
This is a messenger RNA of Arabis nemorensis, 594 nucleotides long. Lineage: Eukaryota; Viridiplantae; Streptophyta; Magnoliopsida; Brassicales; Brassicaceae. The record is from the annotation of a GenBank genome assembly.